GUAAUAGUCAACAUACUUACACGAUAGAUUCAAUCGGCUUUGUUUAGUGAAGAUAAAACAUACAUGAGGUAAUUCACAAGCGAUUGUUUCGAAAACUCAAAGAAACAAUGGGUUCUUUGACUCUAGUGACACGAUAAAUAUAGAGCAUGACAGAUUCGGAAAUGGGGCGGGAAACAUAGGGGAUCCAGCAGGGUGGGCGUAUGGGCAUAUACAUACCUAUCCAUAUUAUCUGCAAAACCCUGGUGAUCUUAUCUGCGUUUUGAGCAGCAUGUAGGCCGUGCUCCGUAGAACACACUGGACACGAAAGUCAGAGGCAACCAAGCUUUGUGGGCGAAGGAAGAAGCAAAAGAGAAAAGAAAAACCACCCGCCGUUCAUUCAUUUAAAAUUUCGUAUUUUUUUUUGUCCAAGUGCUUUUCUUCAGUGCCUUCACGCGGCUGGACCGAAGAAAUUAUUCGAGACGCUCCUUUUUUUCGGUUACUUUUUAAAAAAGGGUGUUGGAUAGGUUCAAGUGAUCAACCAGCCAGCCAAGCCAGCCCGCCAUGGGGAUGGAGCAAAGGUGGAAUGAUUUCGGGGAGAAGCACCCGGAACUACAUGACAAACUAACGAGGGCGGCAGAAGCCGUCAGGCCGUAUCUGCCGCCGGUCAACUACAUCACGCUGCACUACGCGUACUUCGUGGGGACGACGGUGGUGGGGACGCUGAUAUUCUGGGGCGCGUCGGCGCCGCGGUACAGCGUCGGGUGGUGGGACAGCAUGUUCAUGGUGAUGUCGGCGCUGACGGCGUCGGGGCUCAACACCGUCAACGUCAGCGACCUGACCACCUUCCAGCAGGUCGAGCUCUGCGUGCUCAUGAUGAUCGGCAGCCAGGUCCUCAUCUCCUACGUCACCAUCGCCUUCCGCAAGCACAUAUUCGAGAAGCGCUUCGAGGACAUCGUCCGCAUGGAGCGCGAGAAGCGCAAGAAGAAGGUCUCCAGGACCAGCGCCAUCGUCGGCAUGACCGGCGCCAUGUUCGGCCUCCAGGUCAUGUCGUCGUUCGGGAAAGGCCGGUCCCCGGAUAAGGCGAAGCCCGGCGCCCACGUGAGGAACGUGUCGUCGUCGAGUAGAAGGGGGGUUGUCGGCGGUCAUGCCGAGGAGACCAUCCCGGAAAUCGACAUCGAGAGCGCGAGGGGCCAGCACCACCAUAUCAAUUUCCUCGAGCCCGUGCAGGAGGGUAAGUCCCUCGAAAGCCACGCCGCGGCGACCGGACACUCGAUCUACCAGACGCAAUCGCAUCAGAGCACGGCGGCGAGACGGCGGCCUCAGACGGCGGAGUCGGGGACGGGGUUUGAGGGUUUCAACGUGCAGACGUUUCUGAAGGAGCAGAAGCGGAAUAUCGGACGGAAUGGGCAAUUCUUUAACCUAACGGAGGACCAGCGAGAGUACCUAGGUGGCGUCGAGUACCGCUCCCUCAAAUUCCUGUCCGUCUUUGUGAUCGUCUACUUCCUGCUCUGCCAGUUCUUCGGCGCCAUCGCUCUCGGCGCCUGGAUGUCGGUUUACGCGGUCGACACCGCCGCCGUCAAUUCCCAGAACCCUUGGUGGGCGGGCAUCUUCCUGGCCAUCUCCGCGUACAACAACGCCGGCUUCACGCUCCUGGACGCCGGGUUCAUACCCUUCCAGUCUUCGUACUUCCUGCUUGUCGUCGUCACGCUGCUGUCGCUCGCCGGUCCGGCGGCCUUCCCGGUCUUCAUGCGGUUUAUCAUAUGGAGCAUGUCGAGUCUGCUCAACCUCCUCUCCAAGGACAAGGAGUACACCGUCUGGAAGGAGGGCUUCGACUUUAUCUUGAAGUUCCCCCGUCGCGUGUAUACCAGCUUGUUCCCCGCCAAGGACACGUGGAUGUUUGCACUUACGUUUGGAGGCUUCGUGAUCGUUGAUUGGGUCCUUAUUCUGCUCCUUAGCAUCGGAAACCCGACCAUGGACGCUAUCCCCGUCGGCCAGCGGAUUUUUGACGCGCUCUUCCAGGGAUUUUCCAUCCCUUCGGGAGGAUACGCGAUCGUAUCGCCGUCGGCCAUGUACUUCGACAUCCUAGUGCUUUGGCUCGUCGUAUACUACACCGCGGCCUACCCGCACAUCAUCACCAUGCGAAACUCCAACGUCUACGAGGAGCGGUCCCUAGGGAUCUACGAAGGCGACCAGCCCGAAGAAGAGCAGCUUCACUCCGCGAGCAGCAGCGUGAUCGAGGAAGAAGCCGCCAACAUCCUCGACGAAACCGGACUUCAUCCCGUCGCAACUAACAACAAUAACAAUAACAACAACAAGAACUGGGACGCGGUCUCCCGGACGCCGACUACGAAAUCCAUCACGAUGCUCAAAUCGGUCGGCCGCCGCGGCACGGCGUUCGUAGGCCGCCAGAUCCAGCGCCGCAUGACGGCCUUCCAAGGCGUGGGCGUCGCGGCGCCGGCAGCCCCGGCAGGCGCACCGGCGAUCAGGCCUCUCGCGCGGGCGAAGACGAUGGACUUCGGGCGAGCGUCGGUGCACUCGCUGCAGAACCACCCGCCGGCGGGGCCGCCGAGCCUGGUGUCGCAGCAGGUGCGGGGGCAGCUGAGCCACGACGUGUGGUGGAUCGCGCUGAUGCUGUUCGUGAUCACGCUGAUCGAGACGAGCCACUCGCUGGCGGACCCGGUGACGUUCAGCGUGUUCAACAUCCUGUUCGAGAUCGUGUCGGGGUACACCAACAUCGGCAUCAGCAUCGGGCUGCCCGACCGCAGCUACAGCCUCAGCGGCGGCAUGCGCACGGGCAGCAAGAUCGUCAUGAUCCUCGUCAUGCUGCGCGGCCGCCACAGAGGGCUGCCCGUCGCCCUCGACAGGGCUAUCAAGCUGCCCGGGAGGAAGCUCGCCGAGUACGAGGAGGAAGACGCGGAGAUCAGGAGCUUGUCUGCUUUUUCGCGAUGAAGUUUUUGGUUUUUGAUUUUAUUUUUAUUUUUCAAUUUUUUAC
Molecule: messenger RNA, 2971 nt
Organism: Daldinia caldariorum
Lineage: Eukaryota; Fungi; Ascomycota; Sordariomycetes; Xylariales; Hypoxylaceae
Product: TrkH-domain-containing protein
Exons: 2
Coding region: 541-2928 (795 amino acids)
Biological process (GO): potassium ion import across plasma membrane; intracellular potassium ion homeostasis
Cellular component (GO): plasma membrane
Molecular function (GO): high-affinity potassium ion transmembrane transporter activity
Source: RefSeq, a predicted model, not a curated record